CUUGUAAACCGGUUUUCCGUUUCCGUUCGCAAAAACAAAAUAUAUUAUGAAAUGAAUGAAAACAAUUUCAUACUCUCUUUAUAUAGUGUUUUCCGAAAUAAGAAUGGAGCCAAUGUUCAAUAGUCUAAAUACGAGAAGGAAAAUUAAUUUUUGAAGUGUUUAUUUUCUAUUUAUUCAACUUUUAUUGUUAGAUACUGCGGAGGAGUGAUACACAUUUCGAGAUACAGCAUAUCGACUUCGUUCUUAUCCCGGGAAAUACUAUAGUUCUAGAUUUGUUCUUUUUUUUUAUGAAUUUGAAGAUUUAAAUUUGGAAUAUUGAAGAACAGAUUUGAAUGCUUCGAAUAUGUCCGCUAUAGGAAUUGAUUUCGGCUCGGAAAAUUGUUAUAUCGCAGUUAUUAAAGAAGGUGCCAUUGAAGUUUUAAUGAACGAAUACGGCCUGAGAGCAACUCCAAACUACAUUUACUUUGGACCAAGAAGUAGAGAUAUUGGAGUUUCUGCCAAAGUUAAUCAUGUUCCUCAUUAUGGAAAUACUAUACAUAAUCUGAAAAAUUUAAUUGGAGGACAUUAUGAAGAAACAAAAGAUGAAAUCCAGUUUUUGACGUAUGAUCUUAUCCAUUUACCAGAUGGGAGUAUUGGAAUAAAAGUAAACUAUUUACAAGAUAAUACAAUAUUUACUGUUCAGCAAGUGACUGCUAUGAUGUUUACUAAACUUAAAGAAAUUGUUGAGUACAAUCUUAGCAUCAAAGUUAAAGACUGUGUUUUAUCUAUUCCAGCAUUUUUUAAUGAUAAUGAAAGAAGAGCUUUAGUUGAUUCUGCAAAAAUUGCUGGUCUUAAUGUUUUACAUCUUCUGCAUGAAACAACAGCAGUUGCUUUAUUUUGUGGAUUUUAUAAUAAACAGUUUGUUGAAUCAAAUAAAAUAAUGUUUAUUGAUAUGGGCCAUUCAUCCUUACAAGUAUCAAUAUGUAAUAUUUCUGAAGAUGUAGUUGAAGUAUUAGGGACAACUUGGAAAAAAAAUUUGGGUGGAAGAAAUUUUGAUGAAAUUCUGUUGCAUUACUUUUCAAAAAGAUUUUAUGAAAAACACAAAGUACAGGUUUUAAAUGAUAGAAGAGCUACAAUUAGACUUCGUCAAGAAUGUGAAAAAUUAAAGAAGCAAAUGUCUUCCAAUUCCCUCACAUUACCUAUAAAUAUUGAAUGCUUAAUUGAUGAAUUAGACCUUAAUGAAACUUGCAAUAGAGAAAUCUUUGAAAAUGAAUGUAGUCAUUUAUUAUCCAUGAUUGAAGAAACAAUAUUAAGAGCACUUACAGAAACAAAAAUUACUGCACAAGACAUAGAUAGCAUUUACAUUGUUGGAGGUAGUACACGCAUUCCUGCAAUUAGAACAAUUAUUCAAAAUAUUUUUAAUAAAGAACCUACAACAACUCUAAAUCAAGAUGAAACUGUUGCAAAAGGAUGUGCACUAAAGUGUGCAAUUAUUUCUCCAUUGAUAAAAACUCAAAACUUUGAUGUUAUUGAAAAUUGUCCAUUCUCAAUAACAUUAUCUUGGAAAUCAAAAAAUUCAGAAAGUUUAGGAGAUUUUCAAAUUUUUAAACAGAAUCAGAAACUUCCUUCUUCUUCAAUAGUGACUGUUAUGUCAAGUGAACCUUUUAUUUUAAAAGCAUAUACUAAUGAAAAUAUUGAAAUUGGAACAUUUUUUAUUGAAGAAGUUAUACCAAUUGAAGGAAAUAAUACAAAAGUUGAUGUAAACAUUGAAAUAAAUGAGAGUGGUUUGUUUUCCAUAAAAUCUGCAUAUCUUAUUGAAGAAAAAACACCGGAAGAACAAAAUAAAUUGCAAUUAACAAAAUUUAGUACUACUAAUAAUAAUAAUAAUAAUUCUGUGUGUUGCUGUAAGGAUAUUGAACAAAAUACUUUCUUCUUUGUGAAUCAGCAAGAAGAGUCAAAUUCAAUUCAAGAACAAAAGGAAAGUGAAGAAAGUGGGAAAGAUGUAUUCAAUCAAACUCAAAAUAAUUUAUGUUUACUGAAAACUAGAUCAAUAACUAAGAGUCUUUCUGAAGAAACUUUAUUGAAAUACAAACAAAUGGAAGAAACAAUGAUUAACAGAGAUAGGUUGGAAAAAGAACGCAUUGAAGCUAAAAAUUAUUUUGAAGAAUAUAUUUACAGAAUGAAAGAGAAUGUAUUUAAUGAAAUAUCUCCUCAGAAGGAAUCUGUUUUGAGUAUUUUGGAUGAAGCUACAAAUUGGUUAGAGAAUGAAGGAGAAGAUCAAGAAGAAGGAAUUUAUAUAGAAAAAUUGGAACAGUUAAAAAAUUACUUUGGACAAUUGUAAUUAUUAGAGAAUUAAGAAAUCAAAAA
This is a messenger RNA of Centruroides sculpturatus (bark scorpion), 2346 nucleotides long. Its product is annotated as heat shock 70 kDa protein 4L-like. Gene Ontology annotation, molecular function: ATP-dependent protein folding chaperone; ATP binding. The transcript is spliced from 15 exons. Gene Ontology annotation, biological process: protein folding. The record is from RefSeq and is a predicted model, not a curated record. The coding region runs from base 344 to 2320 and encodes 658 amino acids. Gene Ontology annotation, cellular component: cytosol; nucleus. Lineage: Eukaryota; Metazoa; Arthropoda; Arachnida; Scorpiones; Buthidae.